GCCCUAUCCCUUUAUUGCGUAGACAGCAGGGACAAAAACCCAAUUAGUAGAAGGGUUUGUCUGGAGAAGAGAAAGAAACAUGGGUUCUUUGUUUACUUCUUGGAGCUGCAGUUUCCUCGUCUACGUUUUGCUAGUUUCCCAGUACGCCCCCACCCAUAGCUGGAAUUUCCAAAGCAUGCCUAAACAAGUACUACAUGCGCAUGGUGAACGUCCAUCAUCCUCCAUGGACCCUUCCCUCAAUGUUUUCUUCACAAAGAACGACCUAAGACUAGGAAAAAGAAUUCCCAUCUAUUUCUCAUCAAAAGACCUUUCCACCUCCCCUCGUCUGCUUCCCAGAGAGGAAUCCAAUUCGAUCCCUUUCUCACUCUCCCAACUCCCGGAGCUCUUGGAUUUCUUCUCCUUCCCCAAACAGUCCCCGCAAGCCAAGGCCAUGGAGUACACUCUCUCCCAGUGCAAGUCGGAUCCCCUCGCGGGGGAAACCAAAUUCUGCGCCGAUUCCCUCGAAUCCAUGCUCGAUUCCGCCCAGGGCUUCUUCGGAGCGGAAACCGAAUUCCGUGUCCUGACCACCAAGUACCUGUCCGAGCACACCGCCCUCCUGCAAAACUACACCGUUUUGGAGGUCCCAAGGAAGGUGGAAACCCCGAAAAUGGUGGCGUGCCAUUCAAUGCCUUACCCUUACGCGGUGUUCUACUGCCACGGCCAGGAGGGCGGCCGCGAGCUGUUCGAGCUGUCGCUGGGGGGCGACAACGGAGAGAGGGUGGAAGCUGUGGGCGUUUGCCACGCGGACACGUCUCGCUGGGACCCGGACCACGCGGCGUUUCGCGUGCUCAGGACGCGGCCGGGAGAGUCUCCGGUGUGCCAUUUCUUCCCUGCUGAUAAUGUCAUUUGGGUUGCAUCUCCUACCGUUAUCAAGUUGGUUUUCUGAGUAUUGAUUUCAUGCUCAUGUCAAAACUCAAAACCCUAGUUCUGCAGACUGUAUUGAAGCGCAGGAGGGUAAAAUAAAUAAAUAAAUAAAUUGCAGGAGGGUCACAUGGCCUUCCCGUGCCUAAGGUAGAUUUGCUCCUGCCUACAGUCUAGUAAUCUAGGUGUGCUUGCAUAUGAAGUGAAGUGCUAAUCUAAUGUAUGAAAAAUGGGCACGUAUUGUGAUAUGAUUGUCUCAUUUCAAUACUACUUGUUUUAAUA
Rhododendron vialii is the source of this 1182-nucleotide messenger RNA. Its product is annotated as BURP domain protein USPL1-like. The record is from RefSeq and is a predicted model, not a curated record. The coding region runs from base 80 to 925 and encodes 281 amino acids. NCBI's taxonomy places the organism in Eukaryota, Viridiplantae, Streptophyta, Magnoliopsida, Ericales, Ericaceae. The transcript is spliced from 2 exons.